AUUGUGAUAACAUAAUUGUUAUCAAUGAAAUUGUUUAGCAUUUGCUAAAGUUGUUGUUCAGAUGAUGCCCCGAGAACAGGUGAAAUUUUCUUCAAAUCCAUCAUCAAACAUAUCAGAUGAUGAUGAGGAUGAUGGAAAUAAAAUGUCUUCUAUGAGUUAUAAGGAACGUAGACGAGAGGCACAUACUCAAGCAGAACAAAAACGAAGAGAUGCUAUUAAAAGGGGCUAUGAUAGUUUGCAGGAACUUGUACCAACUUGCCAGCAGAAUGAUGUGUCAGGUUACAAAUUGAGUAAAGCAAUAAUCCUUCAAAAGUCCAUAGAUUAUAUCCAAUACUUACAGUUGCAAAAAAAGAAGCAGGAAGAAGAGAGAAAUGCUUUAAGAAAGGAAGUUGUUGCUUUACGUAUAAUGCAGACUAACUAUGAACAAAUAGUGAAGGCACAGCAGUCUCAGCCUGGGUAUACAGAAACUAGAAUCUCAGAUGAAGUAAAGUUCUCUGUGUUUCAGGCAAUCAUGGACCAACUCUUCGCCACCUUUUGUGGGAUUUCAACUAGCAACUUUUCUGAACUUUCUGGAGGAGUCUUCAGUUGGUUAGAAGAAUAUUGUAAACCACAAACAUUGAAAGAUACAGUGGUUAAUAUAUUACAUAGACACCACAGCCAAAUAAGAAGCUAAACAAUUUAACCUAUAUUAAUAGUUACUACAGAUUUUUUAAUGAUGCAGCUAUAUGUAAAUAUAAAAUAAUGCUAUGAAAACAAGAAGUAGAAAUGAACAUUUGAAAACGUUAUCUGGUGCAAAAUCAAUUAUGAGCUGAGAAGUUGAAGAUUUACUGUGAUAUAAAUCCACAUACUUAUUCUAAAUUUUAUGGAAAACUAUUUCUACUUCUAAUUAUUUUAUUAUCAUCAUUAUAAGGUUUUUAUAUAUUUUAUUUAAUGUUAUAGGAGUUUAUUUUUCGAUGUAGCAAUGUAUACCUAGAAAUCAAUAAAGAAAAAUAAUGUUG
Messenger RNA from Phaedon cochleariae (mustard beetle), 998 nucleotides. The record is from the annotation of a GenBank genome assembly. Lineage: Eukaryota; Metazoa; Arthropoda; Insecta; Coleoptera; Chrysomelidae.